UGGAGCUGAGGCCGCCGCACUCCUCGUGCUUCUCAGGCGCUAUAGUGGGAAAGUUGGAUGCGGUUGACGAAUGCUUGAAUAUUCUCGGUUGUUAAGGGACGAGUCUGUAGCUCGAAAAGAUUUUAAAGGAAUAUAUCAUCGCUGACAGACACACAGUGAAGAUUAAACUUGUCUUAGAUGGAAGCAGCAAAGGAGAAUUGCCAUUCUGAUAUGAAUAACAUGGAGAUAAUCACUGUAAACAUGAAGGAGGAAGACUAUGAAAGUAAUACUGUCUGCCCUAAGCAGGAAAGCCUCUGCAUUAAGGAGGAGCAUUAUGAACCAGGGUCAGUGGGCAUUAAAGAAGAGUGUGAGGAGACAAUGAGCUCCUUCGUGACUGACACACGGAUACAUAUAAUUAAUGACUGCAUCAAAGGAGAAGACCUCCAUUCAGAGUCUGUUCUUCAGUACGAUUGUCAAGAGAGAUGCUGUUCAUUUCAGAAGUGUUCUGUAAAUCUAAAAUUGGAAUCCGCUGAGGACAUGUCAUCAAGGAGAGCACUGGGAGAUCAACCAUCAUCUUCAAAUGAGUCUGGAGAAAAUUUACAAGAUGGUGGAAGAUCCUCUUUGUCUUCGUUUCCUCAGAUUUCCUUCCACUGCAGAUCAAAACAGACGGUGCUUGAAGAAAACAUGAUGAAAACAACAUCGGGAUCAGAGUUUUCAAUACCGACCAAUCUACAAUAUCAUUCUGUGCCUGUUGAGGAUUUAACAAAUACAGACACUGUGAACAUUGACAACAAAGACAAUCAGGGGAAACACUUAUGUUCUGAGUGUGGCAAAAAAUUCUCAAAAAAGGUCUAUCUUGAAAUCCACGCUAGAAUUCACACUGGAGAAAGGCCAUUUCAGUGUAUUGAGUGUGGCAAACGAUUCUGUCAUAGAAGCUAUGUCUGGCUCCACACAAGAACUCACACUGGAGAAAAGCCAUAUUGCUGUACUGAGUGUGGAAAACAAUUCUCAAGGAAGAGUCGUGUUGAAACCCAUAUGAGAAUUCACACUGGAGAAAAGCCCUAUGAAUGUAAUGAAUGUGGCAAACAAUUUUCAGUCAUGAGCAAUCUUCGGAGACACACACGAAUUCACACCGGGGAGAAACACCAUAGCUGUUCUAAAUGUGGGAAACGAUUCUCACUAUUGGGUAAUCUUCUGAACCACAAAAGAACCCACGUUGAAAAGCCCUAUCACUGUCAUGAAUGUGGAAAACAACUUGCAAGUAGGAGUAGUCUUCGAAGACACACAAGUAUUCACAUUGGAGAGAGAAAAUACUGCUGUUUUGACUGUGGUAAACAAUUCUUACAGUUGGUUGAUCUUCAGGCCCACAGAAGAACUCAUACUGGAGAAAAGCCUUACCACUGUAAUGAAUGCGACAAACAAUUUUCAGUUAAAAGCAAUCUUCGAAGACACAUGAGAAUUCAUCUUGGAGAGAAGCUGUGUUGCUGUAAUGAAUGUGGCAAACAAUUCUCUACCAAACACAGUUUGCAGAAACAUUUGAAGUCUCACUUAGGGAAGAAAAUGAGAAAACUGACAAAAAGGAAACUGGAACAUUUUGGAGAAACCAACACAAAGAUCCCCAAGAGUGAAGUGAAGAGGCAGGAUGGAGAAGUAAACUAUACACAGACGGAAAACGCACAACUGAAAGAAAAGGAAUAGUUUGAGGCAGCAGCCAAAGUAAUAAAACACAUUGUCAGAAGAGCUAACAAUUGUAAGACAACAGGUUCAGACAUCAUGCCCAACUUGUGGCUUACUCAAAACUAACAUGGCCAAUUGUGAAAAGAGUCUAAUGUGGCCAACUUCAGGUGAUACCACAGUGGCCUAUCACAGGAGCAACUUCCUUGUGUUCAGACUGAAGCAAACCAAAGUGCCAAAAAGCUUCCAUUCCCGCACCCUGCCUCUCCACUGUACAUAAACCGUCAACAGUUGUCAAUAGGUACAGAACAUAUAAUAACCUGCAUCAAAAUAAGUAGAUGUGGCAGAAAAACAGAAGGGAAAUUAAAAAUGACAUACUACACACAUUAAUUCUUCAGUGGCUAGAACUUAUACUACUGUCGUAAACAUUAUGUAGAUCACUAUGCUACACUGGCAAACAACCAUGCAGCUUUACCUUGACAAAGACCAGAUUACAAUUCCAAAUAUUUAGAUAUGAUGCAGAGUAUUCCUUGGAGAUGCUUUAUUACCUUUCUUGUGCUAAACCCACAAAAGCACCCUUCCUUAAUGACCUCUUUCAUGGAAUUAACAUCAGCACUUGAAAUCGAUGGUCUCUCUUACUUGUUCAUCACCUGCAACUGUCCAGCUCCAAAAACUGACACCUCGACUACUCAUCACUCUUACUAAAACAAAUCCCAAAUGACAUCCUAAUAUUAAAUUCAUCCAGUAAAAAUUACUAUCAUGCGAAAAUAUAAACCUGGAUGAAGAACGUCCUUGGAGAUCUAAAGCCAAUGAAUACCUGGGGGAUAAAAGACAGUGAAGACGUGAUUCACAAAGCCCAAAAUGUCUAAUGAAUGUAACCCUUACAGUACAUCACAAAAAUCAAGCCAAACACCUUCAUGCCAUCCUCGUCUAUUUAACAGCUUCAGGUAGGCCACCAAGUGACCUUCAUAAACUGGAAACUAAAAUAAGAAAAUUUAAGUUAAUCAACUAAAUGUGUAAGAAUCAACACACUUGAAGAACCUAUAUCCAUAGAUCUGAAGGUGAAAUAGGCCUAAUGGACUACAGAUACAUACCGAGCAGCAAAUGCUAGACUGCAGGUCUACCUGAUGUAUUCUCAACAUGCACAGAAGGAAACCCACCAUAACGUAAAAACUUUGAGUAACUGUUCCAU
Erpetoichthys calabaricus (reedfish) is the source of this 2845-nucleotide messenger RNA. Its product is annotated as gastrula zinc finger protein XlCGF57.1-like. Gene Ontology annotation, biological process: regulation of transcription by RNA polymerase II. Gene Ontology annotation, molecular function: RNA polymerase II cis-regulatory region sequence-specific DNA binding; DNA-binding transcription factor activity. The record is from RefSeq and is a predicted model, not a curated record. The coding region runs from base 178 to 1677 and encodes 499 amino acids. NCBI's taxonomy places the organism in Eukaryota, Metazoa, Chordata, Cladistia, Polypteriformes, Polypteridae. The transcript has 3 exons.